Messenger RNA from Dichotomopilus funicola, 846 nucleotides. RefSeq lists its product as uncharacterized. The record is from RefSeq and is a predicted model, not a curated record. Bases 1 to 846 code for a protein of 281 amino acids. Lineage: Eukaryota; Fungi; Ascomycota; Sordariomycetes; Sordariales; Chaetomiaceae. The transcript has 3 exons.
AUGGCCGACGAAAUUUCCGACGAGCUCGUGACCAACUACGAGCACUUCCGCGACGCCCUGUCCUCCUUCUUGGUCGAACACAUCGCCGUGCCUUUCACCAAGCGCAAACACCCUGAACCCAAGUCUGAACCCGAGCCCACUCUCACACCUGCUACCACUAUACCUACGGACGAAGAAACCUCCCCAGAACCUGACCCCGACGACCUAGCCGAUUUCACAACCUACCUAGCAACCGCCACCUUUCUCGCCCUCCCGCCCACGCUCCAAUCCAUCGCCCACCACACCUGGACCGACCCCUCCCUGUCUCUCCAAACCCAAUACUCCUUACCCCUCACCCCGGACCACACCCUCACCAUCCUCCAAGCCCUCGACCCCUCCGUCCCGGAUUCAUUGGUGGCAUACGGCUUGGCCACGCCCGCUGAGACGCCGACGACGACAACAACACCCUCAACCUGGAACCUCCCCACGCCCGCAGAAUUCCUCGCCCCGAUCCUAACAGCCUACCUCACAACCGCGACCUCCCCCCCUCCACCCCCGCGCUCCACCAAAGCAACCGCCAUGUCCACAACCGGCUGCGAGAUCUGCGGACGGGACUGGCUCAACCUCGGGUACCACCACUUAAUCCCACGUAUGGUGCACGCGAAAGUGGUGAAGCGCGGGUGGCAUAGGCCUGAUGAACUGCAGAAUGUGGCGUGGUUGUGUGGAGCUUGUCAUCGGUUUGUGCAUCGGUUUAGGGGACAUGAGGAGUUGGCGAGGGAGUUUUAUACGGUGGAGAGGUUGUUGGCGGCGGAGGAGGUGAGGCGGUUUGCGGAGUGGGUGGGGAGGGUUAGGUGGAAGGCUAGGUGA